This is a messenger RNA of Necator americanus (New World hookworm), 480 nucleotides long. RefSeq lists its product as uncharacterized. The record is from RefSeq and is a predicted model, not a curated record. The coding region runs from base 1 to 480 and encodes 159 amino acids. The transcript has a single exon. Lineage: Eukaryota; Metazoa; Nematoda; Chromadorea; Rhabditida; Ancylostomatidae.
AUGACUGGGAGGUGCAAGAGAGGCGGUUUGGAGUCGCCUCCGACAAAUAAGCUCCACAUUUCCACUACGGGAGAACGGAAGUUCUCCCAAAAACUCAUGGGACUAGAGGCUUGCAACCUGCCCAUGAGUUUUAAAAUUUUUUUGCAUGUCACAAUAAUAGAAAAGUCUCCUGAUUCCGGAGGAAAGCCUGGUACGGUAGCGCCAGGAAGGACGGGGUUGCAGGAGUCAUAUAGGCUACCGAAACGGAAAAGGACUAGGAUGACGAUCUGUACUUAUAACGCACGUACGCUUGCAUCGGAAGCGGCCAUCGAAGAUCUGAUGAUGCAAGCCAAGAAGAUUAAAUACGACGUCAUCGGACUGAUUGAGACAAGAGGACGUCACCCUCUCAACGCCGUAUAUGAAAGCUUUGACCAUCUUCGUCGUCAAGCUACGAAGAAGAAGAUAUCGAAGCUUUUUUCUGAGGACCUAGAGAAGUUCUAG